Molecule: messenger RNA, 9024 nt
Organism: Tachysurus fulvidraco (yellow catfish)
Lineage: Eukaryota; Metazoa; Chordata; Actinopteri; Siluriformes; Bagridae
Gene: erc2
Product: ELKS/RAB6-interacting/CAST family member 2
Exons: 22
Coding region: 577-3999 (1140 amino acids)
Biological process (GO): regulation of synaptic plasticity; maintenance of presynaptic active zone structure; neuromuscular synaptic transmission
Cellular component (GO): cytoskeleton of presynaptic active zone
Molecular function (GO): structural constituent of presynaptic active zone
Source: RefSeq, a predicted model, not a curated record
GGUGAGAGAGCGAGGGAAUGUUUCUAGGUGCCAGAACAACUUCACGAAUGUUCCACAACAUUAACUGUAACUCUAACGGGAUAAAAAUUACGACGUGUUGUUCUAAUUAAUCUAAGAUUGUAAGCGUAGGUAAAUCACUGUGGUGGAAGAAGAACAUUUAAGUAUGGGAUGUAAUUGGAAACUAAUCAACUCCAGGAUGUUAAUCUCCAGGUAGCUGCGCUUCUCCGCACCGAGCAGUUUGUUUGUUUGUUUGUUUGUUUGUUUGUUUAUUGCAUAGUCGGGCAUCGUGCACGUUGCCGUGGAGACGUCAGGGCGUUCCUUUUAGAGGCGGUCCCGUUUAUUACUGAAACGCCCCCUCCCCCAUUGAGACAGGCACGCGCGCGCGUCCCCGCGGCCCAAUGACAGCGCGAGACCAGAGCAACCGGAGACGCGAGGCGACGCUGACGGAGGAGAGCGCGCAGAUGGAGGCCAAGCCGCCUGUAUUAUAGCAGGAUGCAGUAAGACACCGUACCAGUCACAAAGGGGCAGAAACUCGCGUCUGGCCACGGCCCCUGAUCUUCCCCACAACUCCAGAAGAUGUACAGCGGUGCAGCGCGAGGCGUCAGCCAUAUUGAGGGCAGCCCAGCUCGUUCUCCUCGCCUGCCCCGAUCGCCCCGUCUGGGACACCGCAAGGUGACUGGCGCCAGUUCGGGUGCCAAGACUCUGUCCAUGGAGAACAUCCAGUCUCUAAACGCUGCCUAUGCUACAUCAGGCCCCAUGUAUCUGAGUGAGCACGAGGCUGUGGGCUCCACCGCCACCUACCCGAGAGGCACCAUGACGCUGGGACGCGGCGCCAGCCGGGCUGUCUACGGAGGACGCGUCACUGCCAUGGGCAGCAGUCCUAACAUCGCGUCCAUGGGCCUGGGACCACACGCAGAUCUCCUAUCUUAUGGUGAACUGGGUUCGCUAGGUUCACUGGCCCUGCAGCAUCACCAGCAGGGGGCGCUUCAGGCACAGCUCCGGGACAUGCAGCGUGAGAACGAGAUCCUGCGUCGAGAGCUGGAGCUCAAGGAAAGCAAGCUGGGUUCCUCAGCAAACAGCAUCAAGAGCUUCUGGAGCCCAGAGUUGAAGAAGGAGCGUGGGAUGAGGAAGGAGGAAGCAGCACGCACCUCAGUGCUUAAGGAGCAGAUGAGGGUGACGCACGAGGAGAAUCAGCACCAGCUGGACGCUCGAAGGAUGAAGCAUCUGCAGAUGACCAUUCAGGCUCUUCAGGAUGAGCUGAGGACCCAGCGUGACCUGAACCACCUCCUGCAACAGGAAAGCAAUUCCAGACCUGCCGGAGCAGAGCACUUCACCACCAUCGAGCUGACUGAGGAGAACUUCCGCCGCCUGCAGGCCGAACAUGACCGCCAGGCCAAAGAGCUCUUCCUGCUGAGGAAGACUCUGGAGGAGAUGGAGCUGAGGAUCGAGACACAGAAACAGACGCUGGGCGCCAGGGACGAGUCCAUCAAGAAACUCCUGGAGAUGCUGCAAAGCAAAGGGCUCCCUCCGGUGUCUGGGAGAACCUCAGACGAGGAGGAGCAGGACAGGGCAAGAAGAAUCGCAGAGGCUGAGGCUCAACUCGGGCACCUCGAGGUCAUACUGGACCAGAAGGAGAAAGAGAACCUUCACCUGAGAGAGGAGCUUCACCGAAGAAACCAGCUGCACCAGGACCCGAGCAAGACCAAAGCCCUGCAAACGAUCAUAGAGAUGAAGGACACGAAGAUCGCCUCUCUGGAGCGGAACAUCCGAGACCUGGAGGACGAGAUUCAGAUGCUGAAGGCCAACGGCCUGCUGAGCACAGAGGACCGCGAGGAGGAGAUUAAACAGAUGGAGGUUUACAAGAACCACUCCAAAUUCAUGAAGACCAAGAUUGAUCAGUUGAAGCAGGAGCUGUCGAAGAAAGAGUCGGAGCUGCUGGCUCUGCAGACCAAGCUGGAGACUCUAAACAAUCAGAACUCAGACUGCAAGCAGCACAUCGAGGUUCUCAAAGAGUCUCUGACGGCCAAAGAGCAACGAGCAGCUAUUCUGCAGACUGAGGUGGAUGCUCUGCGGCUACGUCUCGAGGAGAAGGAGUCCUUCCUGAAUAAGAAGAGCAAGCAGCUGCAGGACCUGACCGAGGAGAAAGGCACACUCGCUGGAGAGAUCCGUGACAUGAAGGACAUGCUGGAGGUCAAAGAGCGCAAAAUCAACGUACUGCAGAAGAAGAUUGAGAACCUGCAGGAGCAACUGCGGGAUAAAGAUAAACAGCUGGGGAACCUGAAGGACAGAGUGAAGUCCCUGCAGACCGACUCGACCAACACGGACACGGCCCUGGCCACGCUGGAGGAGGCUCUGUCUGAGAAGGAGCGAAUCAUCGAGCGUCUGAAGGAGCAGAGAGAGCGAGAGGACCGGGAGCGCGUGGAGGAGCUCGACUCGUACAAGAAAGAGAACAAAGAUCUGAAGGAGAAGGUCAGCAGUCUACAGGUGGAGCUGACAGAGAAAGAGUCCAGUUUAAUAGACCUAAAGGAACACGCCUCCUCUCUGGCCUCGUCCGGCCUGAAGAAAGACUCCAAGCUGAAAUCUUUGGAGAUCGCCAUCGAGCAGAAGAAGGAGGAGUGCAGCAAGCUGGAGACACAGCUGCAGAAGCAAGCCGAGCAGCUGUUCAAUCAGAUGAACAACCCUAAGGCCCAUGAUGUGGAGGUCCAGCAGGGUUCUCGGGGGAACCCGGACUACAUGGAGCGAGUAAAACACCUGGAGAAGGAGGUGACCUUCUACAAGGAGGAGUCGGGGAAAGCACAGACAGAGGUGGAGAGGCUGCUGGAUAUCCUCCGCGAUGUGGAAAGCGAGAAGAACGACAAGGACAAGAAGAUUGCCGAGCUGGAGAGAGCCCCUGCUGAAUCCGCCCCCUCAGUGUCCGCUGCCCCCCCGCAGAUUGGGGGUAUGGUGUGGGACUUCCUGGGAAAUCUUGCACCAAGGCAGAGCAAAGACCAGAACAAAAAGGGGCCUGUCAUAAAGCUUGGGCAGCAAGGAGAGAAAAAAGGCAGCAGCAUUCUGCCGGACCCUCGUAAGGACAACCCCAUGGACAAUACCAAGAUGGAGGAAUUGAUGACGGUGCUGGAAAAGACGAGGCAGGAGUUGGAGGCCACUAAGCAGCGCUUGUCUUCAACCCAGCAAUCUUUGACCGAGAAGGACGGACACUUGACCAACCUCCGUCAGGAGAGACGCAAGCAGCUGGAGGAAAUUCUGGAGAUGAAGCAGCAAGCCCUCCUGGCUGCCAUCAGUGAGAAGGAUGCCAACAUCGCCCUGUUGGAGCUUUCUUCUUCUAAUAAGAAGAAAAUCCAGGAUGAGGUCAUGUCGUUAAAGCGUGAGAAAGAUAGGCUAAUGCAACAACUCAAGCAGCAGACCCAAAGCAGAAUGAAAUUAAUGUCAGACAACUACGAAGAUGACCACUACCAUCCUCAUGCUCCCCCGCAGCACCACCACCACCAAUCGGGACCCCCACACCCGCACCCACAGGGCCCACCUCCUGCCCAGGGCCAGCCUCUGUACCCACAUGCCCCCGUUCCUCAACAGCAACCACCCUACCCACACACUCUCCAUCCCCAACAUCCUCAACCCCUACCUCCACACCCUCAUCCUCAACAGACACCACAUCCUUCAUACCCGCAACACCCCCAGCCACCUGGCCCCCAUCAACACCCGCCCAGGCCCCAGCAGCCCCACCCACAGCACCAGCACUCUGGUCCUCCUCCUCCUCAGCAACACCCGCAACAUUCUCAACAUGGGCAACCACUGCAGCAGGGCCCCCAUUCUCAGCACCCCCAACACCCACAACACCCUCAACACCCUCAACACCCCCACCACCCUCCUCAUGCUGCCCCUCAUGGACCACACCCUCGGCAUCCACCCCCACACCACCGUGCCCCCGCCCGCGGGCCGCCCCACCAAGGACACAGACCCACUCCAGAUCCGGAUGACGAGGAGGGCAUUUGGGCAUAACCAUUUCAAACCAAAGCUGUGCAGAUCUUAUAUAGGGUGAAAGUUGGAGGUGCAUAACCAUGUCAUACAGAUGAAACUAUCCAUUAUCCACUUGGCCGGACUCUGUCUCCCAUCAGACAUGUACUUCAGCAGAGAGCCUUCACACUGAGGAAGAGGAGCAGGAGGGGUGUGAAUGUGUGAGGCCCGGGGGAAAACUCACACCUGAGCAGAUGUGGGAAGAAAUAAGGAUGGAGAGAUUUGCAGGUCUGGAUGCUAGAGAUGCAGAUGCACCUGGUGCCUGAUGGAAUAUUGAUCAAAACACCACUCUGGACACCUUACUUGAACAAAAGCCGUAGGAUGUCCUCAUAUGCAGCUGACCUGCCUUCAUCCGUUUCACCUUCUUAUCUCCAGCCUCUUCGAUGUGACUCUGUCUGCUCGUUCACGCUCGUCCGUGCCCCGUCUCUGACUCAGCAGCUGAGCCUGGACUAUGGGUCCCGCCAAUCCAAAAAAAAUUAAAAAAUGACUCAUUUCACAUCUCUUUGUCAACUGCCAGAAGGUUCUGUGAUCAUGACUUUAAAACCAACGUUUGACAACGUUUAAAAAAUUGUCUGUCAUCUAUAAAUUUGUUACUGUUUUGUUACAGAAUUAUAAUUUGAUAUAUAAGUUCAGUACAUAGUGAAUUUCAGCACCUAGUGUUGAGUAAACUGGGGGGUGCAGUUUGAGGGAAGUUUCUGGUGUCUUCUUAGUGACAGUGUGGAGUUAGCAGGACGUCAGGGCAAGUUUCGAGUCAGUGCAGCUCUGUCACUGGCAGCCGUCUGUGUGGCCGUACGGAUGACUCUACAAAUCUGUUUCUUCCUGGUCAGAAAAAGGAUAUGAAACAUUUGAAGUGUGCCCCCCUUGUCAUUGAAGUGUGCCCUUUAAAAAUGACCCUUGAGGACUGUAUCCAUCUUAUGGUAACGAGCUAGCUAGGUGGACGAUAUUUAGCUUUGUGGCAACGACUAACUAUCAAGCUAGUUGGCUAUUUGGUGAUUUCUCUACAGUUACUCGAAUGCUGUACAGUUCUCUUUGAGAUCUGAAGUUAGCGGGCCAUUAGCUUGCUAAAUAAUUAGGUUUUGUUUACCGUGUGGUACUCCAGUGUCGGCCCAAUGUUACAUAACAGUUGCUAGCUUAAUUAUUAGCAACUCAAGUAUGUGUGUAAACACUUUGGUCAUCAUAUUUAUGCAAAUGGAUGUCAGAGGGUUCCUCUAUAAUCAAUGUGUCAGCUGUACUGGUGGUUUUUUCUGCUCAUGUUCCUCAUUGGUGUCUUGGUUUAUGUGUGAUGCUACGCACCUAUGCACCUCCGCUGCCAUCCCCUCUGGGCUGCUGGAUUCACCCAAACCAUCAUGAUGUAAAUCACCAAAAUGGGCUUAAAACAGAAGAGGUAGAAUCUUCUGCCCGACUCCAGGGUUUUAUUCCUAAUGGUGCUUUUAUCGGUGCUUUACACCCAAACCAGUAUGGAAACAGCCAUCGUUACACUGACUGGUCAUCUGUUAUAAUGCGUUGCUUUGCUGUUAAUCGACACUCGAUUGGUCAAGUUUCAGGUCUGUGACACUUAUCGUUGGGUGUUUGGUAAAGAUUUCAGUAUAUUCACCAUUCAUAUCAGAACAAAAUGAUCUGCCUGUUGUUAUAGGAAGUCAGAUUUGUUGUGUCCAGGAAGAAAAUGAGGCUCAGGAUGUGAUCGGGACAAAUGUGAAAACUUUAAGGACUGAGUAUCCUGUUCUCUUCCAAUACCAUCAUUCAUUUCUUUGAAAAUGAUGCCUAAACCCUAAUGACAGAUCAUGUCAUACACAGUGGCUCAUGCCUGGACAAAACAGAUCCAUACACCGGUGUAUAUGAAGUGAUGGUCGUAAUGUUAACAAAUGUAAAAAUGAGAAAAUAUCUUAUUUCCGGGAAGAAAAUUUUGCGAAGUGCUGUUGGGGGCACGGUGGAGGCACGAUGGGGGGCACGGUGGCUUAGUGGUUAGCACGUUUGCCUCGCACCUCCAGGGUUGGGGGUUCGACUGGGGGUUCGGUUUGGGGUUCGAGACUGCGUGCCUCGGGGGUUUCCUCCGGGUACUCCGGUUUCCUCCCCUGGUCCAAAGACAUGCAUGGUAGGUUGAUUGGCAUCUCUGAUUGGAUUGGAAAAUUGUCCGUAGUGUGUGAGUGUGUGAGUGAAUGAGAGUGUGUGUGUGCCCUGUGAUGGGUUGGCACUCCGUCCAGGGUGUAUCCUGCCUCGAUGCCCGAUGACGCGAGAAGUUCAGAUAAGUGGUAGAGAAUGAAUGAAUGAACGUUGUGUCUCUACGGCGAGUCUUUAGAUUGUGAGGCCCAUCACAAGAUCUUCUCUUGAAAAUAAAAACGUGUUCAAUGACGAUUGCAGAAAUGACAGAAUUUGCUUGACCUAGAUGUACAGGCACAGAAAACAAAAAACAAGUAGAGACUCUUCCAGAAAGCAUCCAAACCCUGCUGUGGUUUACGCCUCUUUACAGGGCUAAGCAGGUUCACCGAGUUACCGUCACAAGCUGUAGCUUCCCUAAUCAGCUCAAGAACACACGGCUGAAGGUGUCAGAGGAUCGAUAAACAUUCGGACUUGUCUAUGCAAGAAAUUCGGACCAUUCUCAGCACAUAUUACCAGUGUCGUGGUGAUGUCUUCCCAGUUCGCAAAGAACUUGGCUUUUAUUUAGUUUAAAUCGUAAGCACCGUGAUGACGUCGGCUUGUUUGCGUGACAUCCUGGUUUCGGCAGCUCGGCUGACUGCGACUCGCUCUCGAUGGCUGUUAAGCAACUCGGCCGUGUUUUCCCGAAGUUCUUCAAUGAAAGCCAGAGAAAUCUGUACCUGUACUGGAUUGAGUGUUCAUUGUGGAAUAAUAAGACCAAGACCUGACUGUUAUUACUGAUCUUUUUUGUACAGUUACUGUGAUAUCAUCUUUCUCACGGCUGCCGUCUAGACUGCGAGUCUCAAGUCUCUAACGUUCAGAGUGUCUCUGUGGUCACCGAACAUCAAGCUGCUGUUGUAGAAAAUAUCUUGCUCUUUUCUAAUCCGCUUUUAGACACCGCUGUUACUGUUCGCUCCGUGCUGAAUCUAGAACAUCUAUGCUGUUGCUCAUGAGCGCUCGUUUGUAGCCGUGCCCUUGGAGUGUGUUUUUUGUUUAGUCGCAGUCGUGACCUCGGCUGCUGGGGAUCCGAGCGUUUACUCGUUACCUUCAUUCGCCUGCUGUAUCUGUGGAACAUCUCGUUCUCACCCUACCACAGUUCUCUGUUUGCUGAACGCUACCUACUUGCUGUUGCCAUUGUGUUUGCUUGUUGCCCCUGUUCUGGAGCCUCACAUUGCUGUUCUACAAAGUGUCUUAUUUCCCCCCCAGAUUUACAGUUCUACUUUUUACGUUUAGGAGACAUUAGCUAUGGAUGAUUUAUUAGAGCAUUUCCUUGUUACUGUAGGUCCAGUAAUUAUUGUUCACUGUGAAACAUACAGUAAACCACUGCAGCUCCACAAGGUGAGGCAGUGGUUUCUGAACGAAAUACUGUCACAGGUUUAGAGUUGCUCACUGUAAAGUUAGUACCAAUGUUUAUAUAGCUGUUUUGCUGCCAUGCUUUGGAAUGCCUUGUUGUCACGUCUGGAGCAUCGGUCCACACCUUCCUCACUUGUGGAGCACCCAGCUGGAGCCGGAGUGUGAUAAAGUCACGUGAACACAAAGUGAAGGAUAGAUAGAGGAACGACAGAGAAAAGUUCUGUUUAACUGGAAAAGAACACAAGUGCAAACGAGAUGUGACCGGUGGCUCAAAAAUAGCGACUGUUUCAAGAUGAACGUGGACUCGCUCCUUUUCUUGCAUUUGUGGCCUUUGUACUAAGAUUUAUGUAAAAGAUCGUCAACAGGCGAAGCUGUCGGCUCGAGAAACUCUGCUCUCGAGCGUCUCCCGGCGUGUCCUGAAGCACGGGGUCAGUCUCGAUCACAGCCGUAUAUCACUAGCGUGUUUCUGAAGCCACACACUCCUCAUCUUCACCAGUACCGAGCUCACUCUGUCAUCCGAGCAUCUUAAACCUCACGACACGACGAUCUUCUGUGCAGUUGUAUGUUUGUCGUCAGUAAGUUUAACCUUCAGACGGAAACCGAAAAAAAAAAAAGGUCAGAGGGUGUUUUUUUUCCUCAAUCCAACAUUUUCAGGUCUUUUAACCAUCUUGGAUACUUGAAGCAGGAGUAAAAUCUCCUACCGUGAAACAGAGACAUGUCGUAUGUUGGAAAUGUAAUGUAUAUUAUAAAUAUAUAUUUAAAAAAAAAAAAAACGCACAGAGCCGUCGGCGCACAUCGAGUUCGGUGUCAUUGAGGUGGGUGAAGUGAUCGAAACGAAAAAAAGACUGAGGGGGUCACACUGAGAAAAAAAGGAAUAAUAUAUAUAUAUAUAUAUAUAUAUAUAUAUAUAUAUAUAUAUGUGUGUGUGUGUGUGUGUGUGUGUGUGUGUGUGUGAGAGAGAGCGAGCGAGCACCGGUUGUAUAGUUUAAGUUCACGAUGUCAAAAAAAGGCAAAACCUCUGGAUGUUUAAAAGAAAAAUCACUGUGACCAAUGUUAGAAAAAAGAGAAUAGUUUAUUUAUUUAUUUAUUUAUUUAUUUAUUUAUUUAUUUAUUUUCAUUAUUACAAAUUGUGUGCCGGUCGUUUUGUUCUUUAAUUUUAUGUUUUUGUUUUUACAGAUUAAUUAAGGAUUUGGAAAAUAUUUCAGAUUUCUAUAUGUAAAUGUGUUUACGAUGUGCCGUAACCAUACAGAACAAGAAUAUAAUGGUGAGUGUUCGCAUGCCGAAUGAGUCACGUGUGUGAAACGUGUGUGGGAUUUUAUUAUCCACAGUGCAUCAGUCAGUCCUGGUGUGUGGGACACACUCCACAUCGCAGCGUGUUGGGUUUAUCUCAAGACUGAUAUCUGCUCAUCUGUGCAAGUUACUGACAGUGGGUUAGCAUGGGUCUGUCAUUGUGUGUGUGUGUGUGUGUGUGUGUGUGUGUGUGUGUGUGUGUGUGUGUGUGUGUGUGUGUGUGUGUGUGUGUGU